Parascedosporium putredinis is the source of this 1350-nucleotide messenger RNA. The record is from the annotation of a GenBank genome assembly. NCBI's taxonomy places the organism in Eukaryota, Fungi, Ascomycota, Sordariomycetes, Microascales, Microascaceae.
AUGAUUGUCCGUUCACAGGAAAUAGGAAACUCGGCAAACUUUGAGCACGAUAGGACGACCAUCAACCAUCGACCUCCUACUUCUUCCCUCAUGUCCGGCGCUCCCAGCGGCCAUGAGUCCCCGACUUCUUCCACAAAUAACAAUGCCAUGGCGCCCACUGGUGCUGGCUCCCACCCUCCACCACCUCCUCCCCUUCACACUAGCGUAAAGCCAUCAUAUGGCUAUCACGACUACCAAACACCGUCUCCUAUCCAGCAGUCAUCCCCACAACUUCUUCCGCCCACAAGCCAACCUCACCACAUCGCCGCCCUCGCCCAUCAGAAGCGCAAUCCCAUCCAAGAUCUCGCACGCGUCUCUCCCACCCUUUCUUCGACAGCAAGCGAGAGGUCAGCCGAAGACUUCCAGGAUGCCCGGAUCUCGCAAGGUCCCAUGCCGCAUCUUCCCAGGAUACAACAGCAACAGCCUCCCCAAGUCUACCAACAGCAGCAACCGAUCAUGCGCCCGCAUAAGAGGCGAUCCGUCGAGGAUCACUACUCCGAUGUGCACCCCUCCAAGCUUCCGCCAACAUACCCCCAGACCCCUCGCAUGCAUCAAACUCCCCAGCCCUCCAGUCCUCAACAGAGCCGCCAAGCGUGGUCACCGAGGCCAGAGAUUAAGACGGAACGUGUGAAGAUUUCGGAUCUUUUGAGCAGCACCGCCGAAGAGCCUCAACCGCGACCUCAACGGAGCAGUGCUGUGCCUCAACCACCGAUGCCUAUAACCGGCCUUCAAGCGAUCAAGUCGGAAUACCGCAUUACAGUCCGACAGCAGCCCGUAGCAGCCCGCUCCUGCGGUUUUGGCGAAAGGGAUCGCCGUGUCAUUGACCCGCCUCCCAUCGUGCAGCUCACCAUCGAAGACCCUAACCUCUCUAAAGAGGAGAUCAGCCAGCAUUACCGCCAGCAGCGACGGCUCAUGGGUACCCUGGUCGCAUCACCCUUUGUGGGGUUCGACGAGAAUGGCGAGGAGGGCUGCUUCUUCUGCUUCCCCGAUCUGUCUUGCCGCACUCCGGGAUCCUUCCGUCUCAAAUUCGUCCUUGUUGUCAUUGACCCCAUCGCCAGCACUCAGCUUGGAGGCAAGAAAUUUCCCAUCAUGGCGGAGGCCAUGAGCGACGUAUUCACUGUCUACAACGCCAAAGACUUCCCCGGCAUGCAAGCGAGCACUCCUUUGACGAAGAAGCUCAAAGAGCAGGGUUGCCUAAUCUCCAUCAAGAAGGGCAACGAAAAGCCCGGACCUGGUGCCCGCGAUGACACCGACGAGGACGGUGACGAGGGAAGCUCUAGUGGAAGGAGGAAGAGGGCGCGAAAGAAUUAG